This is a messenger RNA of Lagopus leucura (white-tailed ptarmigan), 3544 nucleotides long. RefSeq names its product TXK tyrosine kinase (gene TXK). The transcript is spliced from 15 exons. Bases 25 to 1773 code for a protein of 582 amino acids. NCBI's taxonomy places the organism in Eukaryota, Metazoa, Chordata, Aves, Galliformes, Phasianidae. The record is from RefSeq and is a predicted model, not a curated record. Gene Ontology annotation, biological process: adaptive immune response; T cell receptor signaling pathway; regulation of platelet activation. Gene Ontology annotation, molecular function: ATP binding; non-membrane spanning protein tyrosine kinase activity; protein binding.
AAAAAAAAAAGCCACUUAACAGGCAUGAGAUUAAUAUCUAGUAGGUUGUUUUUAAGGAAAGUAGGUGGGGACAGGCUGUAUUGGUGUUUUACCUUGCUUCACAGAAGAGCUAAGAGCACUGCUCGGGUAUUUACAGGCACAGCUGAUGAAGGUUUGCAUUUUCAUGUGAAUAUAAGAAGAGAACCAGAUAUGAUUCUUUCAACCUAUCACACCAUCCAGUCUGUUUUCUGCUGCUGCUGCUGCUGUGAGGUACAAAAACGAGCAAUGAGAACAAAGAUAAAUGUGGACCCUGACACUGACCUGGAGACCCAGUACACAGCCUCUCAAUCAGAGGAUUCCUAUGCAGCUACUUGGAAGUGUAAACAUAAGAAGAAAUUGCAUGUAAAGAACAAGCCUUUACCUCCUCUACCUGCUGAGGCUUUUGAAGACUACACAAAGAAACUCAGAGUUAUUGCGCUGUAUGACUUUUUCGCUAGAGGACCCUCUGAUUUAACACUCAAGCAGUCAGAAGAAUACAUUAUCCUUGAACAGUAUGAUCCUCACUGGUGGAAGGCUAGAGACCAGUAUGGGAACGAAGGUCUAAUUCCUAGCAACUAUGUUACUGAGAACAAAAAAAGUAAUUUAGAAACAUAUGAGUGGUAUUGCAAGAGCAUCAACAGAAGCCAGGCAGAACUACUUUUGCGACAGAAGUCCAAAGAAGGCUCAUUUGUUGUCAGAGAUUCAAGCCAACAGGGAAUCCUUACACUGUCUGUAUACUCACGGUCUAAAGGAAGUCAUGGUGGAGACAUUCGACAUUAUCAAAUUAAGAAAAACCACUUGAAACAGUAUUAUGUAGCAGAAAAAUAUCUAUUCUCCUCUAUUCCUGAGCUCAUUCAAUAUCAUCAACACAAUGCUGCAGGUCUUAUCACCCGUCUCCGACAUCCAGUCAGAUCAAUCAGAUGUUCCUCACCAGCAACAGCAGGAUUUAGUUAUGAGGAGUGGGAAUUGAACCCCUCGGAACUGACGUUUAUGAAAGAGCUUGGGCGUGGGCAGUUUGGAAUUGUUCAUCUGGGUAAAUGGAAAGCAACCAUCAAGGUUGCCAUCAAAAAAAUCAAUGAAGGUGCAAUGUCUGAAGACGAUUUCAUGGAGGAGGCCAAAUUGAUGAUGAAACUAUCCCACCCAAAGCUGGUCCAGCUGUACGGUGUGUGCACACGCCAGAAGCCCCUCUAUGUGGUGACUGAAUUCCUGGAGAAUGGCUGCCUGCUCAACUACCUGCGACAGUGGCGGGGGAAGCUCAGCAGAGACAUGCUGCUGGGCAUGUGCCUGGAUGUGUGUGAAGGAAUGGAGUAUCUGGAGAGAAAUAACUUCAUUCACCGUGAUUUAGCUGCAAGGAACUGUUUAGUCAAUGCUGAACACACUGUUAAAGUAUCUGACUUUGGCAUGGCAAGAUACGUCAUUGAUGAUGAAUAUGUCAGCUCUUCAGGUGCCAAGUUUCCAAUCAAGUGGUCAUCUCCUGAAGUCUUUCAUUUCAAAAAGUACAGCAGUAAAUCUGACAUCUGGUCAUUUGGUGUACUGAUGUGGGAAGUUUUCACAGAAGGCAAAAUGCCUUUUGAAAGUAAAUCAAAUUAUGAAGUUAUCCGUGAGAUUUCUGCAGGUAACCGACUUUAUCGACCACAUUUGGCAUCACACUCUGUGUACAAAGUCAUGUACAGCUGCUGGCAUGAGAAACCUGAAGGACGUCCUACUUUUGCAGAAUUAGUAGAAGCCCUCACAGAUAUAAUGGAGAUGGGAUAAUUGGGGAUUUUAUACAGGUGUAUUUACUGAAAAGUGAGCAUUGAGCUGGCCAAUGUAGCCUAUACUGAAAACUUCAGCCUUUUAGAGCAGUCUUUACUUAAACUAUGGUAGCAGCAUCCCUAUAUUGAAGCUGUUUGGGCUUGGCCUAAUUUGGGAAAGAUACCCGAGGAGACUGGAUUACUGGAUUUGUACUUUCAAGCCUUUAUUUCCAUGAAAAAUGUCCUAUCUAGAAAGAAGUAACCAAGCUUACUCACCACAUAAGCUCUUUUCCUUAUUCUUUUUGUCAGAGCUACGCUAAUUCCUGUAACAAUAUUGAUAAGAGAUGAUUUGUUACUUAAUAUGGUUCAUGCACAAGGAAAUAGUGAUUAGCAGCAGCAAAAGUGGUGGAAGAACCUGUGAAAAAGUUCCAGGACUAAAGGCAGAACCUUUUGCACUGCGUAACACUGAAUGAAUGGAGCAGUUUCAGAGGUAACUCAGCCACCAGAGCAGCAUGCGGAUUUUUGCCCGGAUACUGCACUGCGUGUUGCUGGGGGUCCAGACACACAGAAGAGGUGGAGGCAGCAGUUGUCCUUUGGCAGCUCCUGACCCACAUCCCAAACAGCUGGAAGGGCUCAGCACCCCUGAGGAAUUUUAAUCUUGCUCAUAGCUAAAGGCUAAUUUUGUGUGAAACAGAGAGAACAAGUAUAGAUUGUUUUAUUCAAGCUUCUCCCUGAACUUUUCACUGUCUUCCAUUUCUUGCUUGCUGCAGCUUACUCAAAUGCCCAUCAAAUGCUUUUCUUAGUACUCCUUCUGCCAGUGCCCAAAAUGGUGAACAAAGAGAGACUGGAAAUUGGCCAUUAAAGAAAGUGUUUUGUGUUAGUUUAGAUCAAAUAGAGUUUGUGAGACCUUACUUGCACCAUAUCUGUAACUGUGCCUGUUAGCUUAUUGUUCACUUCUAAUUCUUAAUUUUGGUUAGUGCAAAUGUAUUACAGAAAAAGCAAGUGAAUUUGGUGAUUUUUUUCAAUACAGAGAACAGUCAGGUCAUUACAAAUAAAUAGUAGUUUAAAAAUGUGAUUGUGCUGUGAAUUGUUAAUAGGUAAGUACAUCAUAUUUCAUUUUAUAGCACAUCGUAGAAAAAAUACUUCAAAGCCAGUAGAUGAAGAAUGAUGGACAUCUGAACAAGUUUGUUCAUUUCCACAUUUUAAAAGUAAAUGAAACAAUACAAUCAAUCAUUCCGAGUUUUGGAUUUCCAGAAGGUGAUGACACCUCUGGGCCAAAUUCAUGGCAAUAAUAGUUCAUUUUUAUUGCAAUAGCAUUCUCAUAGUUACCACCCCUUGGGGAAGGGAGUACUUUACUAUUUGGGAGUAACUUCACACACACGCUUUUAAGAUCCUUCUGCUCAAGUGAAACAUGAUAUUCUCAUCCUUUUGUGUAAUCUGCUGAAAGAACUGCCACCAGCAUAUGGCUCUGUUUACUUUUAUAACUGACUUAUUCAUGAGCAUUCAGUUCCAUCUCAGCCCUCUAACUGCACACAAACCUAUACAAUACUGUACAAACCACUGCUUUGAGCUCAUUGCAAGUUUAUGCCUGUAGUACAGUAAUACAGUGCUUUUGAGCUGAUGAUGCUCUACAAAAAAAAAGUAAUUCAAACUGUGUCUGAAGUAUAAAUGCACUCAGGGACUUUUAAUAAUAUAAGAGUAAUAUUUUACAACAGCUCUUGUAAAACUGGUUUUGCUACAUGAAUUACUGCAAGUUAAUAUGUAAUACCACAGUACCAUGCAAUUAAAAGGGG